Coniosporium apollinis CBS 100218 is the source of this 1083-nucleotide messenger RNA. RefSeq lists its product as uncharacterized. The record is from RefSeq and is a predicted model, not a curated record. Lineage: Eukaryota; Fungi; Ascomycota; Dothideomycetes. The coding region runs from base 1 to 1083 and encodes 360 amino acids. The transcript has 2 exons.
AUGCCCCUCGGGUUCGAGCGCCUAAACGAACGUACCACCCGCCCCAACUCUCUCAUAAACUUCAUCAAACCACUGCCAGGCCCCACCUCCGCCACCGCCCAAGACUUCCUCGAGCGCGUCGCUGCAAUAUGCUACCCAAUAAUGAAGGCCCGCCACAUCGCCGUCAUGGCUCUGGAGGAGUACGAGCCCAACCCCGAGUUCGUCGGCCGCAACUUCAAUGCCGGAGAGGUCAUACAGCUGGUGCUGAAGGGGAGGAUGGUGGGUGGCGGAUGGCAGUGGUUGAAUCUCAGGAGCGUGCAGAUGGUUAUGAUGCAUGAGCUGGCGCAUUGCAAACAGAUGAAUCAUAGUGGGGCGUUUUGGAAGGUGAGGGAUUCAUAUGCAGGGGACUUGAGGGAUCUAUGGGCAAGGAAUUACACGGGUGAGGGGCUCUGGGGAAGGGGGAGGGCGCUUGAAAAUGGGGCGUCCAUGGAGGAUGGUGUUCAGGCGCGGCUGGAAGAGCCGAAGAGCUUGUGCGGAGGCACCUUCAGGAGCAGCGGCCGGAAAAGGAAAAGGAAAAGGAAAGGCGCAGGCAAGGAGAAAGAAAAGCUGAGCUAUGCGGAGAGGCAGCAGAGAAGGAUACUGCGGAAGUUUGGCACUGGCGGCACUGCACUAGGCGCAGACGAGGAUGCGAAGGUCAAGCUGGAAGCAGGAAAGCCAUUGAAGGGCAAGCCACGGGUUGCCAAGAGCGCAAGAGGUAGGGAACUGCGAGCAGCUGCUGCGCUGGCAAGACUCGACCAAGCCAGGACGGUGGAUAUCAAGAACGAAGAGGAGGGCAGUGGCAGUGAGACCGACUCUGACUCCGAUGAGGCAUCACCGAAUGAGGUUGCUGCUCUUGACUUAGACGGCAAGGCGAUGCUGGACACACGCGGUCACGGCCUUGUCAAAGUCUGUGAAGGCGAAGACGGCGAUGCUGAGGACGCUCGCAGAGAGAUGGUGGAGCUACAAGAGCUUGAGAUUACACCGCUGCCUCACAGUUCGGAUCGACAGGAGCCUUCGGAGAAACAAGCGGUUAAGAAGGAAGCCCGACGAAGCCAAAGGUCGUAA